Messenger RNA from Neltuma alba, 1203 nucleotides. Its product is annotated as precursor of CEP14. Lineage: Eukaryota; Viridiplantae; Streptophyta; Magnoliopsida; Fabales; Fabaceae. The transcript has a single exon. Bases 129 to 509 code for a protein of 126 amino acids. The record is from RefSeq and is a predicted model, not a curated record. Gene Ontology annotation, biological process: cellular response to nitrogen starvation; response to osmotic stress.
AACUUUCGACUUAGAUUAAAUCUACUGCAUGUCUCAUCUUUCACAUUAACUCACAGAACACUCACUCCACGUCUCUUCCUCACUCAUCAGUCCUUUUCCUCCCAUUCCACCAUCCUCCUCUGACUCCCAUGACUUCUUCCCCACGCUCCUCCUUUUAUAUAUACCCCUUCUUCCCUCUUCACCUUCUGCUACAUCACCGCAGAACCCCUCUUCCUUCAAUGGCUCGCUUCUUCACUUUUCUGCUCAUCUUCUCUGUUCUCUCUGCUUCAUUCUGUUCCUUUUCCGAAGCAAGAAAGCUGCGCGUUGGUGGACAGAGGAGCCGCCCCAUUGUUACUCCACCGUCGAGGGACAGUUUGUUUCUGAGUGCCCUUCCCAAGGGCACGGUGCCGUCCUCUACGCCCAGCAAAAAAGGGCACGCCGCGGUGGUCGACGAGAAACUCGUUGCUCGUCAUCUUAUAGUCAUGGAUCGACUUCUGCGCUCUGUUCCUAGCCCCGGCGCUGGUCACUAGCUUCCCCUUCUCCCUCCUUUUCGCUCCUCACCGCAUUUUUUAAUUUGUUCAAUUUUGUGACAAAUUUGAAUUCCUUCCAUGUAUUGCAGAGAAUGAAUGAGAAUUAGCUAGAUGUAUGCACCUAUGUAAAGCUAGUAUAUAUUGGUCUCUGUGUCGGGACUAUCUGUAAUCAUUCCCUUUUAGAUUAUGACUAAAUUAGAUAAGCAUAUUAGCAGGGUACGGUUUUGAAUCCCACAUCCUCGGAUUUAUGUCUUGGCAAGGAUGCAAACUUUUGCAUGAGUCGUUAUUGGUCUUUCCGGGAACAGAGGGAUUCUCAAAAAUCUGGUCAGCUUGAUAUCAAGGUGGUUUCAUAAAGGAGAUAUACUUUCUGCAAGCAAUAAUCUUCAUUUUAAUUAAAAAGGGAAGAACUUUUGAGAUCAUCCCCAUGAUAUACUAACGAAUCUGAAUAAAAGCAGCCUUUGGAUUCGUGGAAUGAUACCCACCAUUUUUUUGGAAAGUAAAGUGGGUGUGUAUUUUCAAUGUUAUGAUUGCAGAGCAAGAAAGGAGGGCAUCGCUGGAUGAAAUUGGAAAGAUUACAACACGUACACACACAUUCGUUAGUUUAGCUUUAGCGUAAGAAAGACGAAACGCGUCUAAGACCGGGCUUGUUUGUUGAAGGGAUCACCAUCGAAUGUAAAUUAUACUAUUCCUUGCA